Molecule: messenger RNA, 1000 nt
Organism: Acaulospora morrowiae
Lineage: Eukaryota; Fungi; Glomeromycota; Glomeromycetes; Diversisporales; Acaulosporaceae
Source: the annotation of a GenBank genome assembly
GAUGCGAAUGAAAGUAAGCGUCCUGCAAAAGCGGUUGAAACUAAAAGAAGUGCUCCUCGAAAAAGUGCCGUUUUGAAAACGAAAUUCAGAAGUGAAGAAAAGGAUGAAGAGUCAAUAGAACAACGGCGGAAAAGACAUCAAGAAGAGUUGGCCGCUCAGAAACAAGCCGAAGGUCUAGCAAGGUUCGGUGAUGGUGUAGAUCAUCAGACUAACCAACGGGAAGAAGUAUUCCGAAAAUUUGAAAGUUACAAAAGAGAUACUGCACUGCCAAAGGAAGUCAAAGAUUUGAAGAUUAUUGUGGAUCAAAAGAAUGAGUCCAUUAUAUUACCGGUGUUUGGCUUUGCAGUACCUUUCCACAUUUCAGCUUUAAAGAAUGCAAACAAAUCAGAAGAAGGGGAUUAUAUAUAUUUGCGCCUAAACUUCUUGACGCCUGGUCAAGCUACUGGAAAAAAAGAGGAUAUGCCUUUUGACGAUCCGAAUGCAAAUUUCAUCAGGGCAUUCACAUACCGCAGCACUGAUCCAUUGUUAGCUGAGAUAUAUAGAAAGAUUUUAGAUCUUAAGAAGAGUGCUGCCAAAAAGGAAGCAGAGAGGAAAGAAAUGGCUGACUUGAUUGAGCAAGAUAAAUUAAUUGAAUUAAAAGGGCGUAGACCUACUCAUCGCUUACCAGAUGUAUUCGUGAGGCCUGGUCUGGAAGGAAAACGAAUACCUGGCGAAUUGGAAAUACAUGAAAAUGGAUUGCGUUAUCAUUCGCAUCGUUCAAGUCAAAAAUUAGACAUUUUGUUCAGUAAUAUUCGGCACUUAUUCUUUCAACCUUGUGAUAACGAAUUGGUUGUAUUGUUACACAUGCAUCUUAAGAACCCAGUUAUUCAUGGAAAGAAAAAAACAAAGGAUAUACAAUUCUAUCGCGAGGCUUCUGAUGUUCAAUUCGAUGAAACUGGUAAUCGAAAGAGAAAGUUUCGUUAUGGUGACGAGGAUGAACUUGGUGCAGAACAGGAAGAGC